AUGGAGAAAUUACUUUUAACUGGCAAAGUCAAAGCCAUUGGCGUAUCAAACUUCAGUAAGCUAGAAUUGGAGCGAAUCUUGAAGGAGUGUAGCGUCGUUCCGGCUAUCCACCAAACGGAGCUUCAUCCCUGCCUACAGCAAAAAGGCUUCGUCGACUGGCAGGAAAGCAAGGGAAUCAAGAUCAUGCAGUUCAGCCCCAGCGGCAAUCUCAACACUUUCUAUCGGGACGCGAUCGCUGAGAAACACGGGAAGUCACCGAUUCAGAUUGCGUUGGCAUGGGGUGUAGUGAAUGGUCGCUGCGUCAUCCCGAAGAGCACAAUUGAGUGGCAGAUCAAGGAGAAUCUAGAGGCAGAUUCUAUUCCCCUAGACGAAGAAGACUCGCAGCAGAUUGCAAAAAUGGAUCAACAAGCAAGGUUCAACGAUCCCACUGAGUUGUUUGGUUACAAGCUUUAUGUUGGGCUUGAUGGUGCCGCGCGAUAA
Messenger RNA from Colletotrichum aenigma, 480 nucleotides. Its product is annotated as putative oxidoreductase. Bases 1 to 480 code for a protein of 159 amino acids. Lineage: Eukaryota; Fungi; Ascomycota; Sordariomycetes; Glomerellales; Glomerellaceae. The record is from RefSeq and is a predicted model, not a curated record. Gene Ontology annotation, molecular function: oxidoreductase activity. The transcript has 3 exons.